Messenger RNA from Adineta ricciae, 768 nucleotides. The record is from the annotation of a GenBank genome assembly. Lineage: Eukaryota; Metazoa; Rotifera; Eurotatoria; Adinetida; Adinetidae.
AUGGAGUAUCAUCGACCGUUUUCGUACACAAAACAUAGUCAACACAGUCUCCCAAUGAUCCAGCAGAAAACGAUGGAUCCGAAAUUUAUUGUCGUUCUAUUUUGCGUCGAAGCUGGUGCGUUAUUUUUCAAUAGUCUUCAUGUUCGUGCACCUGAAAUUUAUCUUUACAAUGCUUAUAACCAACUUCCGUUCACAUACAAUAUUUCCUCUCAAACCUACUCGUGUUUUGCCAAAGUCAAUCAUUGUAUAUACGAACAUAAACAACUACGUUUUUUGAAAACGAUUCACAUUGUAUUCAUCUCAAUUAUUGUUUUAUGCUACUUAUCUCUGUUCGUUAUUAUUCUACGUAAAUGGGAAAAUAGCAAAGUUCGAAAAGAUCUCGGCAUCACAUGGUAUGGUGCUAUACAAUUACUCGUUCUGUUAACAUUGGCAUUACAUACACUUUUGAUGGUUAUCUUGUAUGAAAGAGAUUAUUUAAAUAUUUAUCAGUGUAGUCGUGAGAGUCGAUUAGUACGUGCGGAAAAUCUUUUUACUUAUGUCGUACUUAGCAUGCUUGAAGUUGCGUAUAUUGGCUUUGACAUUUUGAAUCGUCAAGCGUCUAUUCAUGCAUUGCAUCAAAAUUUCGAAUAUCGUGCACGUGCAGCUGAACAUUUAACGCCUUCGGAUGACUUUCAUGUAGGCAAUCCGAAUCAGCGACGAUAUUGUACACCAAGCGAAAGUUUUGAAACAAUCAAUCAAGAUUUUCAAUUAGAAAACAUCGAAAUUUAG